CUAAAUUGGUUUUGAUCCUCUAGAGUCUAGAGCAGUUUGAUAGACAACUGCAUGCUUGACGCGUCAAAAUUUGAACCAUGCCUGGACUACUACUUGGAGAAUUGUUUCCUAAUUUUGAGGCCGAAACCACCACUGGAAAAAUAAAAUUCCACGACUUCCUGGGUGACUCUUGGGGUAUCCUGUUCUCUCACCCCCGUGACUAUACGCCUGUCUGCACCACAGAGCUAGGGCGAGCCACCACACUCUGCUUAGAAUUCAGCAGGCGCAACGUGAAGAUGAUUGCCCUGUCCAUCGACAGCUUGGAGGACCACCAUGGCUGGAUCAAGGACAUCCUGGCCUAUAACACUGAGGGGUGUGGCGGUGCCUUCCCGUUCCCCAUCAUAGCAGACCAUCACAGGGAGCUGGCAGUAGGCCUUGGCAUGCUGGACCCAGAGGAAAAGGAUGAGCAUGGCAUGCCCCUAACUGCCCGCUGUGUUUUUGUCAUUGGCCCGGACAAGAGGUUGAAGCUAUCUCUGCUCUACCCUGCCACAACGGGCCGGAACUUCGAUGAGAUCCUCAGAGUGAUUGACUCCCUGCAGCUCACAGCACACAGCCGAGUGGCCACCCCUGCUGACUGGCAGCCUGGUGAACGUGUGAUGGUUCCUCCAACCAUGCCAGAAGAGGAGGCAGCAGCCAUGUUCCCUGCUGGGGUCUACACCAAAGACCUGCCCUCAGGGAGGAGGUACCUACGAUAUACACCUCAGCCACAAUGGCGGCAGAGUCACACCGAUAGUCACUCAGCCACUGAUCCAAACACACAGGGAGAGGAGGUGGUGAAAGAGAAAGAGAGAAAAGAGAAAGAGGAGAGAGAGAAAGAGGAGGAGGAAAAGGAUGCCAGACCUUAUGAUGGUGGAGUGCUGAUUAUAUCACAAGAUGACUAGAAGUAAUCUCACCCGUACUGUUAAAAAAAUGUUUUAAUGACGUUGGAAAUAAUGAUACACAUAUAAAUCACUGUAGCGACCCUGUGUUCAUGAAAAUGGAUAUUCCUUACUUCAGCAUGGUUUUCUGGAACCCGAACGUGUCAGUGCCACUCAGGCCAGCAGGUUGAUGACCACCAGGGAUGGCUCGCUCACCUGCAUGCAGUAUUGACGUUUCAAUGAUAUGACAAUAAUCACCAUCUGGUUGGUGUAGGUAACACAUGCUCUACCAUUAAAAUACCUGUUUCCAACAGUUCACCCCACAACCAAUAACCGAGGCCUUCCCACAUGUCUGACUUAGGGAAAGAAAAACCCCUAACCCUCACUGAAAUAGCAAAAAGAAAACUUUGACAAACCACCUUUUUUUGAAUACCCAGUAAAUGUAAAACUGUUCCUAAAUACUGAUAAUUGGAUUUAUAAAGUUGAAUGUACAGUUUUCAGGUGAUGAUAAACAGGUGUGCUGCCUUCUGUUUAAUUGUGAUAUUAUUAAUAAACUAUUAUGAACAGCAAUACAGCCUCUAGUUUCACUUCCACCCUACAUUUUG
This is a messenger RNA of Esox lucius (northern pike), 1501 nucleotides long. RefSeq names its product peroxiredoxin-6-like. Bases 78 to 920 code for a protein of 280 amino acids. The transcript is spliced from 5 exons. Gene Ontology annotation, biological process: cell redox homeostasis; cellular oxidant detoxification. The record is from RefSeq and is a predicted model, not a curated record. NCBI's taxonomy places the organism in Eukaryota, Metazoa, Chordata, Actinopteri, Esociformes, Esocidae. Gene Ontology annotation, cellular component: cytosol; mitochondrion. Gene Ontology annotation, molecular function: peroxiredoxin activity.